AUGAACAACCAACAUUCCAAUCCCGAUCGCAUUCGACGCUCGCUCGACCGCCGCACCACCGACGGUUUCUGCGACUGCGGAUCUCAACGACAACCCGCGUUGCAUCGCAUCGCUUCGGUGCGUCAACAAGAGGGAGUCUCGCUGCGACAACUCCGCAGCAUGAUGAAGAUCGGGCUGCCCGAACUCCGUCGGCAGGAACGCGCGACAACUGACCUGCGGCUGAGCGAACUCUACCGCUGGCAGCAGGCCCUGAAGGUUCCAGUCGCCGAGCUAUUGUCCGACCCUCCCGAUCGCCUCUCACCGAGCCUCGUCGAGCGGACGCGGAUGGUUCGUGCCAUGAAAACCGCGCUGAGUAUCGUCGACCGGUGCGACAAUCCGGAAAUGAAGCAGCUCGCCGAGCAAUUGGUGGCCGAGCUGAACGAAGCCAUUCCGGGUCUCGAAAGCGUGGGAGCGUGGCCGCUGGUGCAGCAGCGAAACGGGAAAGACUUCGGCCGCACGCUCGAACAGAUCAUCUCCACCCAGUUGGUCGACGAGUCGACUCUCAUGUUUCAAGGUAUCUUGCGCCUCUUAGUGGCCAUGUUGAUAGCUUGCGCGGUUACGCCGCUGCAAGCUUCCGAGCAGACGGCCCCCAACAUCGUGUGGAUCUUCGUCGAAGACAUGAACGGCUGGAUGGGCUGUUACGGCGACGACACGGUACCCACGCCCAACAUCGACCGUCUCGCCGCACGUGGCCUGCGUUUCGAUCGCGCCUACAUGCCCGCCGGGGUCUGCUCGGCCACGCGUUCGGCCAUGGCUCUUGGCACGAUGCAAACCACCAUGGGCGUGCACAAUCAUCGCAGCUCUCGCCAGCGCGUGCCGGAAGAAGUCAUCUAUCUUCCCGAUGGAGUAAAAACCUUCUACGAAAUCCUCCGCGACAACGGCUACUACGUCUACAACGGUGGUGGCAAGAACGACUUCAACUUCAUCUGGGACAAGAAAGACCUGUACGACUUCGACGGUCGCCGCAUCGGCUUCCACGGCCCCGAGUGGCGUAAGCGUGCCGCCGAUCAGCCAUUCUUCGCCCAGAUCCAACUCCGCGGCGGGAAGAACACCGGCCAGUUUGCCGGGGCAAAGAAGAUCGACAACGACAAGACACACACCGACCCCGCUGCGGUCGAAGUCCCACCGUACUAUCCCGACCACGAGGUGAUCCGCAAAGAGAUCGCCCACCACUACGAUUGCAUCCGCCAGACGGACGACGAAGUGGGGCAGAUCAUUGCAGCCCUCGAACAAGAUAACCUGUUGGAUAACACCAUCGUGUUCUUCUUCACCGACCACGGCAUGCGUCUGCACCGCCACAAGCAAUGGUUAUACGAAGGCGGGAUCCGCGUUCCGGUGGUCGUGGCCGGUCUCGGCAUCCCCGAAGAUGCCAGCCGCGACGACUUGAUCAGCGGGAUCGACAUCACCACCACCACCUUGGCCCUGGCCGGCGUCCCCAUCCCCGAUUACAUGGAAGGACGGGACCUGUUCGAGUCAGACCACGAGCCCCGCGAGUUUGUCAUCUCCGCCCGCGACCGGUGCGACUUCACCAUUGAACGCGUUCGGGCCGUAACCACCGAACGGUACAAAUACCUUCGCAACUUCCUCACCGACCGCUCCUUCAUGCAGCCGCAAUACCGCGACGGCCGCGAUUACAUGGAAGUGUGCCGUAUACUGCACGAGGAAGGAAAACUCUCCCCCGUGCAAGACUUCAAAUGGUCGGAGACUCGUGUACCGGAAGAAUUCUACGACCUGGUUAACGACCCUCACGAGACCGUGAACCUGGUAGACGAUCCAGAGUUCGCCGACGAACUCAACAAACACCGGCAGAUCCUGCAAACCUGGAUCGAGGAAACCGAUGACAAGGGCCAGUACCCCGAAUCGAUCGACUCCCUCCGCGGUGUGCUCAAAGAACGCGGCGACAAGGCCGUAAACCCCGAAUACGACAAGGCCCGCGGGAAAUAA
Messenger RNA from Cladocopium goreaui, 1983 nucleotides. NCBI's taxonomy places the organism in Eukaryota, Dinophyceae, Suessiales, Symbiodiniaceae. The record is from the annotation of a GenBank genome assembly.